UCAUGCUGCUGCCAGGUCCAGAGUCUCUCAUGGGUCCCUGUACGGCCUCCCAUUGCUGCUGUCUCCAUCGCCACACUCUGCCAUGUGCCACUUUCAGGUCUCUUCACACUGCUGGUGUGUUAAAUUUUUUUGACAUAGGGUGCAGGCAGAUUACGGGCCUCACAUAGCUGCUGCCAGGCCCCUAAUCUGCCAUGGGCCCUAUAUACCGCCUCCUCAUGCUGCUGCCAAGUCUAGAGUCUCUCAUGGGUCCCUGUACGGCCUCCCAUUGCUGCUGUCUCCAUCGCCACACUCUGCUGCCAUGUGCCACUUUCAGGUCUCUUCACACUGCUGGUGUGUUAAAUUUUUUGAC
Molecule: messenger RNA, 349 nt
Organism: Staurois parvus
Lineage: Eukaryota; Metazoa; Chordata; Amphibia; Anura; Ranidae
Source: the annotation of a GenBank genome assembly